AAAAAUCGUUCAAAAGAAGAAAUUUAGUUUGAGUAUUGAAUAUUUAGAAAAAAAUUAUUAAUAAUAUGCAGCAGCGUUUGCAAGAAGUGAUAAAGCAGGAUGGUUACCCAACAAAAUAUUAAAACAGAUAUAUAUGCAGUAAGAAGAGGUCGUCCUAAGGUCUAUUCGGUAAAUAAGAAUUAUCAUUGUCCUCGAUGCAAUCGAGGAUUCACCCUAAAGAGGAACAUGGUGAAGCAUCAACGACACGAAUGUGGAAUGGAGCCGAAAUACCAGUGCCCUUAUUGCGGAAAACUUUCGAAAUUUACACAAAAUCUAUAUGCGCACAUUAGAAAGUAUCAUGUGGGCCUGGGCCUUUACGUGGAGAAACUUUACUGAGAGAAAAAUAAAGCUUCCACGUAAAAUUUAGUAUUGUUUAAUUUUUAUUUGCAGGGCAAAGCAUGUGUAAGGCGUAUAAGAGAGUGUGAGAGAGAGAGAGAGAUAGAGAACUUGUUAAAGAAUAAAGAGAUCUUUAAUGUAAUGAAAAAUACUUGUACCUUGUUCUUUUAUGUAAUCGAAUGAUGUACAUGGGAAAACGGAUUGGUACGUUUUAGGGUAUUGCAGAUCUAAUGGAAUUAUAAAUUAUGGAAAACUGUAGAAGAUGGUAUUACAAUUCAGAAUGUCUUUUUUAUUUAUGUCUGCUAUCAUGGUGAUGGAUAAUCCUGUUCAUAGAUAUACCCAAGUGUCGUCCUAAUAAAAUUCUGUAAGCCUAUAAGAUUUCUGGGUUCUUUCAUACAAUAUUUCCAAUCUUAGUAAACUUUCUGUUGUAUAAUUUGAUUUUUAGAUAUAUUAUUUUCGGUCUUAGAUAUUACGUUUACUUAUUUUAAUAUUUACUCUCCACGACAAUCUGUUUCUGGUUUAUUUGGAAUAUUUCUUUCCUCUCCUAUCAUUCUUCCUUACCCAUUCGUUUCUGCUAGGUUCCUUCGAAAUCAUUA
Cephus cinctus (wheat stem sawfly) is the source of this 971-nucleotide messenger RNA. Its product is annotated as zinc finger protein 239-like. The record is from RefSeq and is a predicted model, not a curated record. Bases 100 to 375 code for a protein of 91 amino acids. Lineage: Eukaryota; Metazoa; Arthropoda; Insecta; Hymenoptera; Cephidae. The transcript has 2 exons.